CAUUUCUGUCUUUUCUAACUGGUGACUUGGCUCCGUGAACACGUGACAAGUCGUCGCUUAUUUGCGCUCCGCUCCCUCACAACAACUCAGCUGAAUAGAGAACAAAAGAGUUGGGUAGACCGACAUGUCCAAAAAUAAGAAGUGCCUCUCGGAUCAGAUGUCCUCCACACCUCCUGUCCUCCUGAAUACGGGGCUUCAGAUGCCCCUCCUGGGUCUAGGGACUUACAAGUUGGUGGGUCCUGAAGAAGUGUACGGGGCUGUGGACGCAGCGCUGGGUGCUGGUUAUCGGUCCUUUGACAGCGCAGCCGUCUACCGGAAUGAAGCUGACCUGGGCCGAGCCUUGAAGGAGCUCCUCCCCAAACAUGGCUUAACCAGAGAGGAUGUAUUCAUAACCAGUAAACUGGGCCCGAAGGAUCAGGGUGAGAAAGCCAUGGAAGGAGCCCUGCGCAGCCUGUCUCAGCUGGACUUGGGUUACAUUGACCUCUACCUGAUCCACUGGCCUGGCACACAGGGUCUGGAUGUCGCUGACCAACGCAACCCAGUCCACCGAUCUCAGAGUUGGGCCACGCUGGAGGAGCUGCACGCCCAGGGGAAGCUGAAGGCCAUUGGAGUGUCAAACUACACAGCAGCACACAUGAGAGAACUGAUGCAGAGCUGCAAAGUCCCACCUGCAGUGCUACAGGUAGAGUUUCACCCCAAGCUGUGCCAGACAGAGCUGAGGAAAGUGUGUGAGGAGUAUGGAGUGUGUUUCCAAGCGUACUCCUCCUUAGGGAAAGGAGAGCUGGUCACUGACCCUGUGGUCUUGGAGGUGGCAAAGAACUGUGAACGCACUACUGGACAGGUCCUCUUGCGCUGGGCCGUGCAGCAGGGCGUCCCAGUGCUCCCCAAGUCGUCAAAUCCAGAGCGAAUAAAGGACAACGCCAGGCUUUUUGACUUCACACUGAGCGACUCAGACAUGGACCGACUGUCAGCUUUGGACUGUGGGCAAAAGUAUUGUUGGGAUCCAUCAGAAGUUGCUUGAUAAACCACAAUUGGAACACACAUUGUCUUCCAUGAUGCCUCUUAAAUGCUCCUGUCCCAUAGCUCUGACUGGCAGUGAUGCAGUGGUGGGAAACCACCACCAGAAUAAGUGGGAAAUUGGAUUUUAGAAUGAGAAAGCCCAGUUACUUAACAAAUGCACUGGGAGAACGUAUUGAUUUAGAUCAAAUGUAUGAGAUGCAUAAUUGCUUAUGUAUUAUUUUGAAAAUUGGGGGGUAUGCUUUCCUGUUUAUUGUGACCCAUGUACCAUGAAACAGAGUCUGCUCAGGCAGUCAAUGCAUACUGAACAAAAACAUAUUCAAUGUGCCAAGAUUUUAAAGACUACUUCCAUAUUC
Molecule: messenger RNA, 1373 nt
Organism: Pseudoliparis swirei
Lineage: Eukaryota; Metazoa; Chordata; Actinopteri; Perciformes; Liparidae
Exons: 6
Coding region: 125-1021 (298 amino acids)
Molecular function (GO): oxidoreductase activity
Source: RefSeq, a predicted model, not a curated record